GUUUAUAGUUCUUAUAAAUUUUAUUGUUAUUAUAGCUUAUUAACAUAGAUAAAAUGUUUGCAGCCUUAAAAGCAGGAGCUGCUAUUUCAAAACUGCCACAAUCAGUAGAGAAGCCUGUAUAUGAAAAAAACGAAAUUAAUAAUAACACAGGAAAUAGAAGAGGACCACAAGUUAAAGUGUUUAAUAUUCCAGAAGGAUCUGAUUCAAGUGAUUUGAAAGCUUUUUUUUCAUCUGCUGGAGACGUAAGAAAUGUAAAAAUUUUACCGGUUCGUGAUGGAAAGACAACAACUCUUGGCUUUGUUGAGUUUGCUUCAGAAAGUGAAUGCCAAAAUGCUAUUCAACAGAAAAAUGAACAAGACUUCAAUGGAAGCACACUUCGUGUUGUAUCAAAUAAUGAAACAACACCAAAAAGUGAUUUCAGUCAGUCUAGCGGUGGCUUUAAAGGUGGCAAUCGAUUUCAAGUAAAAGUUUACAAUAUUCCAAAUGGAACCGAUAGUAAUGAUAUUCAAAAUUUGUUUGGUGGUGCUGGUACUGUAAAAGAAGUAAAAAUCUUACCAUGUCAAGAAGGCAAAAAUGUAACUCUUGGGUUUGUACAUUUUGAAAGCGCUGAAGAUGUUAGCAAUGCAGUUUCUAUGUUUAACAAUAUUGAGUUUAAUGGCUCAAAACUACGUGUUUUAGAUGCUGAUAAUAACUCCAGCUGCUCAACACCAUUUUCAAAUGGCUUUAAAAGUAACCAAAAUGAAUCACCCAGUAAACCAAUGGGAAGAGGUGCACAACUUAUUUCACAAAUAAAAUCUCAAAGAGCUCAAGCAAAGGUUUUUGGCAUUCCAAGUGGAACCUCUGAGGAUGACAUCAUGGAGUAUUUUUCAUCAGCUGGAUUAGUGAAGAAUGUAAAGCUGUUGCCAAUAAGAGAGGGUAAAGACACACAUCUUUGCUUUAUUGAGUAUGAGAGCAAUAGUGAAGUUGAGCAAGCAGUGCAGACACUAAAUGGAACAGAAUUUAAUGGUUCACAGCUUAAAGUAAUGAAUGGAGAAAAUCAAAUAAACACAGGUAAUAAUAUGCAGAAUGGAAAAGAGAGUUCAUGGGGAAGUAAAGGCUCUGCACCAAUUAAUAGAAUCCCAAAAGAAGACAGAGCAUUCUCUGACCAAUUUGGUGAAAUGGUAAUUGGAGAAUUUAAAUCAGAUGCAUGCAGACGGUGUGGUGAAGUUGGUCAUUAUGCCAAGGAAUGUCUUAAUGCAGCAGGUCCAAAUGGAUCAGCUCAAGCUGUCACUUAUAUUCCACCACCACCACCAGAAACUGAAAAUGAAAUUUUUGAAAUUGGUUCAAAUCAAGGCAUUAACUUUGAAAAAUACAAACAUAUUCCCAUUGAACUGAGCGGUACCAAUCGCCCUAAACCUAUACAAAGCUUUUCUGAAGCAAAUUUGCAUCCAGUCUGUCUGAAAAACCUUGAUCUAGCUAAAUACAAAGAACCAACUCCUAUUCAGAAAUAUGCUAUACCUGCUAUUCUUGCAAAAAGAGAUGUAAUGGCAUGUGCCCAAACUGGAUCAGGAAAAACCGCUUCUUUUUUGUUGCCUAUUAUAACAAAUCUUAUGAAUGAAGGUCUUGAUAAUAUUGACAGUAAUAUUGAUGGAGUUGCACUUCCAUUAGCUGCAAUUUUAGCUCCAACGCGUGAACUUGUAGUUCAAUUGUUUACUGAAGCAAGAAAGUUUUCUUAUAACAGUUCACUGAAGCCUGUUGUUUUAUAUGGUGGGGUGGCUGUUGCUCAUCAAGCUGAUCGCUUACGAAUGGGUUGUCAUCUUCUUGUUGCAACACCUGGUCGACUUGAAGAUUUUAUAAAAAGAGGAAAGGUGAAUUUUCAAAAUCUGAAAUACCUGAUCCUUGAUGAAGCAGACAAGAUGAUUGAUAUGGGUUUUGGGCCACAAAUUGAACAUAUUAUUGAAUUCUCUGGAAUGCCUCCAAAAGGAAUCCGCAAUACACUUAUGUUCAGUGCAACUUUUCCGGAUCAAAUUCAGCAUCUUGCUGCCCAAUUUUUGAAUGAUUAUUUAUUUUUAACUGUCGGGCGUGUUGGUGGAACAUGCACAGAUGUUACUCAAUCAGUAAUUCAAGUUUCUGGAACAAAAAAAAGAGAAACAUUGGAGAAUCUUUUGCAAACUUCAGGAAGCGAUCGAACACUUGUGUUUGUAGAGAAGAAAAGGGAUGCAGACUUUUUAGCAAACUUUCUUUCACAAAAGAACUUCCCAGCCACUAGUUUAAAUGCAGAUCGUACACAAGAAGAGCGUGAAUCUGCUCUCAAAGAUUUCAGAAAUGGAAUUGCACCGAUUCUUGUGGCUACUGCUGUAGCAGCAAGAGGUUUGGAUAUUAACGAUGUGAAACAUGUUAUCAAUUAUGAUUUGCCGAAAGACGCCAACGAAUAUGUUCAUAGAAUUGGGCGAACCGGUCGAAUUGGAAAUAAAGGAAAAGCAACAUCUUUUUUUGAUCUUGAUCGAGACGGAAGUUUAGCACGAAGCCUUGUCAAACUAUUAUCAGAUGCCGAGCAAGAUGUACCCGAUUGGCUGGAAAAUUGUGCAUUAGGUGCGGUUGGAACUGGGUAUGGACCUGAUAACAGCCAAUUUCGUGAUCAACGCAUAAAAACUGGGCAAAACGGAAAUUCAAAUAAAAAAUUUCCAAAUGCAACUGCUGCAACUAAACCCACUUCUGUGUUAAAUGACGAUGAAGAGGAGUGGUAACUUUAAAAAAUUAUAACGACGAAGAAGUAGAUAUCAUAUAUAUUACUUGAACCUUUAAGAUCUUAACAAAACUUUCUGAGCUUCACAUUUUGUAAAAGUUUCCCUAAAUUGAAAGACUUUGUUUUGAAAAUGAGGGAUUGUCAUAUAGUUGUGGAGUUCGUUUAAACGACGUCAAAAAGCGACAUUAUUUUUUAACUCCUUUAUAUAUUUGUAUAUACAAAAGAUCAGUACUAUGUUUAGAUUUGAAUAUAAUACCGUUUUUUUCUUCCAGUUUAUAAAAAAGUGUAAAUAAGGUUUUCUUAUAUUAUGAGGGUUGUACGAAAAAUUGUGUUUAUAUUUGUGGGCAUAUUUUUGUACACAUUUUAUACUAAAAGUUUGUUUAAUUUUA
Messenger RNA from Hydra vulgaris (swiftwater hydra), 3114 nucleotides. RefSeq lists its product as uncharacterized. Gene Ontology annotation, cellular component: P granule; nucleus. Gene Ontology annotation, molecular function: ATP binding; zinc ion binding; RNA binding. Gene Ontology annotation, biological process: gamete generation; cell differentiation. The record is from RefSeq and is a predicted model, not a curated record. Lineage: Eukaryota; Metazoa; Cnidaria; Hydrozoa; Anthoathecata; Hydridae.